Messenger RNA from Mollisia scopiformis, 567 nucleotides. Its product is annotated as ribonuclease H-like protein. Lineage: Eukaryota; Fungi; Ascomycota; Leotiomycetes; Helotiales; Mollisiaceae. The record is from RefSeq and is a predicted model, not a curated record. The coding region runs from base 104 to 448 and encodes 114 amino acids. Gene Ontology annotation, biological process: DNA replication, removal of RNA primer. The transcript has a single exon. Gene Ontology annotation, molecular function: RNA-DNA hybrid ribonuclease activity; nucleic acid binding.
UCGAGGUGAGUUUCCCUUCUGUCUGCCUGUAUACGUACAUUCCUGUCGCUGGCGGUUCUGAUGAUUAAUAAGUAGUAGGAAUGUUUCUGAGCCCUUAGAAGGCAUGCCUCAAACCAAUAACCGUGCAGAAUUAACGGGAAUUCUGAGAGCGCUGGAGAUUGCUCCGAAAGAUCGGGAUCUGGAGAUCAUUACUGAUAGCAAUUACUCUAUCAAUUGCGUCACGGUCUGGUAUCAGAACUGGAUGAAGAGGGAUUGGAAAACCUCGACGGGCAAGGAUGUCGAGAACCAGGAUCUGAUUAAAGAUAUCAGGACGAAGAUCGAGGAGAGAGACGACCAGGAUGUGGUGACGACCUUUACGUGGAUCAAAGGCCAUGCCAAUGACCCUGGAAACGAAGCCGCUGAUCGACUAGCGGUCGCUGGUGCUCGGCUUGGAAGGGCGAGGAAGUGAUGGUAUGAAAAAAGGGGUUAUGGUACAGGAUUUUGGGAUUGGGUUAUUAUGUUUAUGGUUGUAUCAUAUUCCUGCUUCUUGUUAUCUUCUCUGCUCGGGAGAUGUGUUUAAUACCCCCA